This is a messenger RNA of Dipodomys spectabilis (banner-tailed kangaroo rat), 1605 nucleotides long. RefSeq names its product cholinergic receptor muscarinic 5 (gene Chrm5). Gene Ontology annotation, biological process: G protein-coupled receptor signaling pathway, coupled to cyclic nucleotide second messenger; adenylate cyclase-inhibiting G protein-coupled acetylcholine receptor signaling pathway; gastric acid secretion. Bases 10 to 1605 code for a protein of 531 amino acids. Gene Ontology annotation, molecular function: G protein-coupled acetylcholine receptor activity; G protein-coupled serotonin receptor activity. The transcript has a single exon. Lineage: Eukaryota; Metazoa; Chordata; Mammalia; Rodentia; Heteromyidae. Gene Ontology annotation, cellular component: dendrite; plasma membrane; synapse. The record is from RefSeq and is a predicted model, not a curated record.
UGCCCCAGGAUGGAAGGAGAAUCUUACCACAAUGCAACCACGGCCAGUGGCACCCCGGGAGAAGACCGGCCUUCAGAACCCCGGGGGCUGUGGGAAGUCGUCACCAUCGCCGCAGUGACGGCUGCAGUCAGCCUGAUUACUGUCAUCGGCAACGUCUUGGUCAUGAUCUCCUUCAAAGUCAACAGUCAGCUGAAGACAGUUAACAACUAUUACCUGCUCAGCUUGGCGUGUGCAGACCUCAUCAUUGGGGUCUUCUCCAUGAACCUCUACACCACCUACAUCCUCAUGGGACGCUGGGUUCUCGGCAGUCUGGCCUGCGACCUUUGGCUGGCCCUGGACUACGUGGCCAGCAAUGCUUCUGUCAUGAACCUGCUAGUAAUAAGUUUUGACCGAUACUUUUCUAUCACAAGACCCCUGACGUACCGGGCCAAGCGCACCCCAAAGAGGGCUGGCACCAUGAUCGGCCUGGCCUGGCUCAUCUCCUUCCUCCUCUGGGCCCCAGUAAUCCUCUGCUGGCAGUACCUGGUUGGGAAGCGGACGGUGCCACCAGACCAAUGUCAGAUCCAGUUCCUCUCCGAGCCCACCAUCACAUUUGGCACAGCCAUUGCGGCGUUCUAUAUCCCUGUUUCCGUCAUGACUAUCCUCUACUGCCGAAUCUACCGGGAGACGGAGAAGCGAACCAAGGACCUGGCUGACCUCCAGGGCUCUGAUUCUGCAGGCCAGUCUGAGAAGAGGAAGCCGGCCCCCAGGGGUCUGCUCCCGAGCUGCUGUGGUGGCCCAGGGCCCACCCCGGCCCAGAGAGGGAGGAGCCGGGCCUCCUGGUCACCCUCCCGCAGGAGCUCCUCCACCGCAGCGAAGCCAUCCCAAGCCCCUGGCCCAGGCACUCACUGGGCCAGAACCGAGCAGCCGACGAGCUGCAGUAGCUACGCCUCCGAGGAGGAGCAGGACAAGCCGCCCGCUCACCCUGUCUUCCAAGUGGUCUACAAGAGCCAGGCCAAGGAAAGCCCAGGGGAAGAAUUUGGUGCUGAAGAAGAGACCAAAGAAACGAGAGCUCAAACUGAAAACAGUGACUGCCACACCCCAAAAUACUUCCUGUCCACAGCAGCAACUCACAGACUCAACAAUCAGAAAUGCAUCGCCUAUAAGUUCCGGUUGGUGGUGAAGGCUGAUGGGACCCAGGAGACCAACAAUGGCUGUCGCAAGGUAAAAAUCAUGCCUUGCUCCUUGCCAAGGCCCAAGCACGCUUCGGCCAAAGGCCUGGAACCCAACCUCAGCCAUCAAAUGACCAAAAGGAAGAGAAUGGUCCUUGUCAAAGAGAGGAAAGCAGCCCAGACCUUGAGUGCCAUCCUCCUGGCCUUCAUCCUCACAUGGACCCCGUACAACAUCAUGGUUCUGGUGUCUACGUUCUGUGACAAGUGCGUCCCCUCCGCCCUGUGGCACCUGGGUUACUGGCUGUGCUAUGUCAACAGCACAGUCAACCCCGUCUGCUACGCACUCUGCAACCAAACCUUCAGGAAGACCUUCAAGAUGCUGCUUCUCUGCCGCUGGAAACAGAACAAGGGAGAAGAAAAGCUGUACUGGCAAGGGAACAGCAAGCUACCCUGA